AUGAAGACUAGCACAGGGGGUGGUGUUGGGGGCUCCGUUGGGGGGGUGCGGCUGUUGGAUCGCGUCCAGCUUGGUGCCAUGGGCGUCGAGGGUGCGGACAAUGGCCGCGAGAGUCUUUUGGAUGUCUUGGGUAGGGUCAUCCUCAUCGCCGUCAUCCUCCUCAUCCUCCUCAUCGCCACUAUCAGACCCACCGUCCUCCAAACUCUCAGGCGCCUCCGGGCCCGGUACGUUCGCCGGCGCAAAACAUUGACAUUGGGGCCCAUGUCCGCUCAAGACCCCAUUGAUGGGAAUAGGGGUAGGACGCAAUGGUGGCUGUAG
Messenger RNA from Aplosporella prunicola CBS 121167, 318 nucleotides. RefSeq lists its product as uncharacterized. Bases 1 to 318 code for a protein of 105 amino acids. The transcript has a single exon. Lineage: Eukaryota; Fungi; Ascomycota; Dothideomycetes; Botryosphaeriales; Aplosporellaceae. The record is from RefSeq and is a predicted model, not a curated record.